GUCACCCCCGACAUUGACUGGCGCCCGCGCUCCGCCGGGGUCCUAGCACUCGGGCUCCAGCCUCGCCCCUCCCCUUGCAGCCCGGACCCCGCCUCCCCGGAACUCAGUGGGGCUCCCCCGCGCGGCUGCUCGGCGCCCCGCCCCGCCCCGCCCCGCCCCGCCGCCUCUGGGCUCCGCUGGCUGCGCUGCAGGGCCCGGCCCCGCGGGGGUGGCCGGCGCAGGGGCGGGUCGAUCUGUAGCCCCGCCCUCCAGCUGAGCCGGAUCGCGGCGCGGACUCGCAAUUUCAGAGCUGGUGCGGCGGCGGCGGGCGCGGAGCUUCGUGGGUGCGGCACUGGCGGCUCCGGCGGCCUCGGCGGCGGCCGGGAUGGGCGGGCAGCCGCUCGGGGCGCGGGGGCCAAGCGCAACGUGACCCCCCUGGACUCAAGAGUCCGGCCCGCCCGGCCGUGCCAGCUCGAAGGUCUGCCGGGGCGCGGGUCAGCGGCCGAACCAGAGCCGAGCAUGCGGGGCGCGACGCGCACGGGGCAGCAGGGGCUGCGGCCGCCCGUCCCUGGCCCUGGCCCUCCGGGGCUGGCGCCGCUGCUGUGGCUGCUGCCGGUGUUGCUGGCGCUGCUGGGGGGCGCGGGCGCACAGUACUCGAGCGACCUGUGCAGCUGGAAGGGGAGUGGGCUGACGCAUGAGGCCCAUCGGAAAGAAGUAGAGCAGGUGUACCUGCGCUGCUCGGUGGGUGCGGUGGAAUGGUUGUACCCCACUGGGGCGCUCAUCGUCAACCUGCGCCCCAACACCUUCUCGCUCGCCCGUCCCCGGACCCUGUGCAUCAAGCCCCUCUCAGAUUCCUCAGGAGCCAAUAUUUAUUUGGAAAAGACUGGAGAACUGACCCUGCUGGUGCGGGACGGUGAGCACGGGCCCGGCCGGGUUCAGUGCUUCGGCUUCGAGCAGGGUGGCCUGUUUGUGGAGGCCACGCCACAGCAGGACAUUGGCCGCAGGACCACCGGCUUCCAGUACGAGCUGACUGGCUGGCACUCGGGCGCGGACCUGCAGACACCAUCUGCCCCCUGCCGGCCUUGCAGUGACACUGAGGUGCUCCUGGCCGUCUGCACCAGCGACUUCGUUAUCCGGGGCUCCAUCCAGAACGUCACACAUGAGCCCUCCAGGCAGGAGUCAGCCAUCCACCUGCACGUGAGCCGGCUGUACCGGCAGAAGAGCAGAGUCUUCCGGGUGACCCCUGAGGGCAGUGGCUGGCAGGGCCGUGUUACCACAUUGCUGGAGUGUGGUGUGAGGUCCGGCCACGGCGACUUCCUCUUCACGGGCCACAUGCACUUUGGUGAGGCCUGGCUUGGCUGUGCCCCACGCUUCAAGGACUUCCAGAGAAUGUACAGGGACGCCAAGGAGAGGGGCCUGAACCCUUGUGAGAUGGGCCCCGAGUGACCAUGGCUCCCGAGUGAUCAGGGGCCAUGGGCUGGCUGGUGAGCAUGUUACUGGGGGCUCCUCUAUGGGACCCCAGCCAAGGACUCCCUAACUGGUUGAUUGGAAAUGUUGUAAAAUGCAAACUAAGUUAUUAUAUUUUUUUUAAAAAGAAGCGUCUUUGGGAAGUGUGCCCUAUCA
Messenger RNA from Erinaceus europaeus (western European hedgehog), 1602 nucleotides. RefSeq names its product meteorin like, glial cell differentiation regulator (gene METRNL). Gene Ontology annotation, biological process: positive regulation of brown fat cell differentiation; energy homeostasis. Bases 499 to 1425 code for a protein of 308 amino acids. Gene Ontology annotation, molecular function: hormone activity. NCBI's taxonomy places the organism in Eukaryota, Metazoa, Chordata, Mammalia, Eulipotyphla, Erinaceidae. The transcript is spliced from 4 exons. The record is from RefSeq and is a predicted model, not a curated record.